AUGACUACUUCUACCAAUCCGGCAGAACAAGCCUAUCUCGAUUUAUGCAAGCGUAUUAUUGAUGAAGGUGAGAAAAGACCAGACAGAACCGGUACCGGAACAAAAUCACUCUUUGCCCCACCUCAGUUAAGAUUCGAUCUUUCAGACGACACUUUCCCACUUUUGACCACCAAAAGAGUCUUCUCCAAAGGUAUCAUCCAUGAGUUACUCUGGUUUGUAGCCGGUUGCACUGAUGCCAAGGUUCUUUCCGAUAAAGGCGUCAAGAUCUGGGAGGGAAAUGGAUCAAGAGAAUUCUUGGAUAAGUUGGGUCUUACUGAUCGUCGUGAAGGUGACCUAGGCCCCGUGUACGGCUUCCAGUGGCGUCAUUUUGGUGCUGAGUACAAGACAUGUGACGAUGAUUACUCAGGACAAGGCUUUGAUCAGCUUCAAGACGUUAUUCAUAAGUUAAGAACGAAUCCAUACGACAGAAGAAUCAUCAUGUCCGCCUGGAACCCACCUGACUUUGCAAAGAUGGCCUUGCCUCCAUGCCAUGUCUUCUGCCAGUUUUACGUCAAUUUCCCCAGCAGUGAACCCGAGGCCAAUUCCUCAAAACUGGCAAAGACCGCCAGACCCAAGCUCUCUUGUCUCCUCUACCAAAGAUCCUGCGACAUGGGUCUUGGUGUGCCCUUCAACAUCGCCUCGUACGCUUUGUUGACCAAAAUGAUCGCCCAUGUUGUCGACAUGGAUUGCGGAGAAUUCAUUCACACCUUGGGUGACGCUCAUGUGUACUUGGAUCACGUCGAAGCCUUGCAAACCCAGUUUGAGCGCGAGCCAAAACAAUUCCCCAAGUUGCACAUCAAAGAGUCCCGCAAGGCAGAAAUCACCGAGAUUGAUCAUUUCAAGUUUGAAGAUUUUGAGAUUGUGGGCUACGAGCCUCACGCCUCCAUCAAGAUGAAGAUGAGUGUAUAA
This is a messenger RNA of Candidozyma duobushaemuli, 948 nucleotides long. It is a transcript of the gene CDC21, whose product is annotated as thymidylate synthase. Gene Ontology annotation, cellular component: mitochondrion; cytosol. Gene Ontology annotation, molecular function: thymidylate synthase activity. Gene Ontology annotation, biological process: dTMP biosynthetic process. The record is from RefSeq and is a predicted model, not a curated record. Bases 1 to 948 code for a protein of 315 amino acids. The transcript has a single exon. Lineage: Eukaryota; Fungi; Ascomycota; Pichiomycetes; Serinales; Metschnikowiaceae.